AUGCUCGUCUGCGGGCCUCAGACCAUGUGGCAACCCACAGCCGCGGUCGGCACUCGUCGGCUCAGGCCGGCAAACCUUUCGACUGGCAGGGACCUAACUCGCAAGUCGACGACUACAAGUUAUGGGUAUCCUUUGUUCGCCUACGGGCGGUUCGCGAGGAAACAAGGUUCAGCUAUCAACGUGCUCUAUCAUGAGCGAGACGUGAUAAAGCCAGGGUGGACUAAAGUCGUUCGACCCAACAACGACACCAUGUACUCGUCAAUCUUCUGCGAUCUGUCCCAGUCCGAUUUGGUCAUCUCGGUACCUGAGAUUGGUGACCGAUUUUGGUCCUUCUCUUUCUUCGAUAUGUACGGUAACAAUUACAGCUCAGUGAUGGGUUUGAUGGGUCAUAAACCUGGCGACUAUCGUCUGACCUUUGCCGAAGACGAUUUUGGGCUGCACGAGGACAGUAGCGAUGGCGACGAGCGGGGAGUGAUCCAUUCUCCAACUCCCUAUGGAAUAUGGACAGUACGUUUACUGCUUAAAAACCAAACAGACGACGUGCAGCACGUCCAUGCUCUCCAAAACCAGAUUAAGGUGGUCACAAAGCCUCGGGUUCAUGAUUCUGGAGUUCCUCCGUUCGACCUGAGCAUCUUCUCCGAGGUGGCAGGCUCAGAACAAUCUCCUGUGUCGGAAGCAGAGCAAGUUUUGCGCUUGACGGCCGCCCUAUCGAGGUAUAAUCAAUCGGAGGUCUUGCAGGACCGAUCCUGGAUUGCUUACGUCUUGGAAAAGGCGGGUAUCCGAGACGGAGUAUUCACACAGCCACCCAAUACUUCGCUUGCCGUUGCGGUUGACUUGGCAAACUUGUCAGCAAAGGCCCUCAAGCUGACUGCUGGGAUCGUUCGCGAUCAGGGACACGGGUGGUACACGAAUACACCCAUGAUUUGCGGAAAUUUCCGGUCGUUUUACGCCGCAAGGUACCUCGUGGCGAUGCGCGGAUAUCUGGGAGUGGCAUCCGAUCAAGCGAUUUACCCAUCUUACCGUCCUCCUGGGAGUGCCGCUGAAAUACCAGACAUCAAAAUUGGACCCAAGCAGGCGAUUAAACUCUCUUUUAGUAGAAAGCCUCUCCUUCACCCUUUAGGGUUUUGGAGCUUGAGCUUGUACGACAAAGAUCAACUGUUCAUCCCCAACGCGCUGGAACACUACGCUCUGGGAGAUCGCAACGAUCUCAAGUGCCUCGAUGGAACGCCGUUAAAGGAGCAGGCAGAUGGCAAGUUUGAGAUAUUGAUUCAGCCUUCGGAUGUGGUUCCGCCUGAGGAAUGGCAUUCCAACUGGUUGCCCGCACCGCCGGGCGGUGGUGAGGUUUCCUUCACUUUUCGCGUAUUCGGAGCAUCAUGCAGCAUGAUCGACGGGUCGUACGAGUACCCCAAGGUGAUAUUUUCGGAUGCCUUAACCGCAUAA
Messenger RNA from Exophiala spinifera, 1440 nucleotides. RefSeq lists its product as uncharacterized. The transcript has 5 exons. Lineage: Eukaryota; Fungi; Ascomycota; Eurotiomycetes; Chaetothyriales; Herpotrichiellaceae. The record is from RefSeq and is a predicted model, not a curated record. The coding region runs from base 1 to 1440 and encodes 479 amino acids.